ACCCAGUUUACCUGCCACUUCCUGAUUUUGGCAACUGUAAUUUUUCUCUUAUGUUUUACCUAGUCUUACUUUCAGUCUAUAUAUAGUCAUUGUAUGCAUUGCUCAACCAUCCAUCCAACACCCCUUUUCUGUCUAUCUCUAAUGGAGUCUCGAUUCUUUUCACCCCUUGUGGCUUUUCUUGUGUUGUCAUCACUGAGCUUGAGCCCAUGGCUAGUGUUUGCCGGACGCCCCGCAGCAAGCGAUAAACAGAAGUGCUGCUUCCCAGCAAUAUUCAACUUUGGUGACUCCAAUUCAGACACUGGUGGGUUAUCAGCAGUGUUCGGUCAGGCUCCUCCCCCCCACGGCAUGUCAUUCUUCGGCGGCCCCGCUGGCCGCUACUGCGACGGCCGUCUCAUUGUUGACUUCAUUGCUGAACACUUUGGACUGCCUUACACUAGUCCAUAUCUGAGUGCGGUGGGCUCCGACUUAAACUUCGGAGCCAACUUCGCCACAGCCGGGUCAACCAUCAGACCCCAGAACACAACUUUUCACGACACCGGUUUCAGCCCCAUUUCCCUUGAUGUUCAGUGGAAUGAGUUCUAUGAUUUCCAUACUCGAUCUCAAGUUGUUCGUAAUCACAGUGGAGUUUACCAGAAAUUAUUGCCCAAAAACAAAGCAGCUUACAGGGAUAUAUUGCCUUCCACUGAGGUCUUCAACAAUGGUUUAUACACUUUCGACAUUGGCCAAAACGAUCUCACUGCUGGGUACUUCUUAAACAAGACUACUGAUGAAGUUCGCGAAUAUGUCCCGGAAGUUGUUAACAAGCUGAAAGACAUAAUCAGUUAUAUAUAUGGGCUUGGAGGAAGAAGCUUUUGGAUUCACAAUACAGGCCCAGUUGGGUGUCUGCCGUAUGUAUUGGAACGUAUUCCAGUUUUAGCUUCACAGAUUGAUGAGGCUGGCUGUGCCACCCCAUUCAAUGAUGUGGCUCAAUAUUUCAACAGCAAAUUGAAAGAAGCUGUAACACAGUUGAGGAAGGAGUUACCCUUGGGCGCCUUCACAUAUGUUGACAUUUACAAAUUAAAAUACACCAUGUUUCACGAGGGAGCCAAGCACGGAUUCAGUGAAACGAUAAAGAACUGCUGUGGCUUUGGUGGAAGGUAUAAUUUCAACUUGAAACAGGGGUGUGGAGCAAAGGAAGUGGCGAAUGGGACAGAGGUGUUGCUGGGAAAGGCAUGUGAGAAACCGGGAGAAUAUGUAGUUUGGGAUGGAGUGCACUUCACUGAAGCAGCUAACAAAUUUAUUUAUGACAAUAUAGUUAGUGGGGCUUAUUCGGAUCCUCCUACUCCUUUGGAUAUGGCUUGCCACAGAAUGGGUUGAGCCGGCCCUUUUUUAAAAUCAUUUCUGUUCAUGUCCAUCUUCUCUUCUCUUGUUAGCAGUAGCAUGCAUGUUUUAGUUGGACAUAAUUAAUAAAAUUUUCUUACUUGUGUUCGAUAUAAA
This is a messenger RNA of Mangifera indica (mango), 1476 nucleotides long. RefSeq names its product alpha-L-fucosidase 3-like. Gene Ontology annotation, molecular function: hydrolase activity, acting on ester bonds. NCBI's taxonomy places the organism in Eukaryota, Viridiplantae, Streptophyta, Magnoliopsida, Sapindales, Anacardiaceae. The record is from RefSeq and is a predicted model, not a curated record. The transcript is spliced from 4 exons. Bases 94 to 1356 code for a protein of 420 amino acids.